Strongylocentrotus purpuratus (purple sea urchin) is the source of this 5280-nucleotide messenger RNA. It is a transcript of the gene mib2, whose product is annotated as E3 ubiquitin-protein ligase MIB2. NCBI's taxonomy places the organism in Eukaryota, Metazoa, Echinodermata, Echinoidea, Camarodonta, Strongylocentrotidae. Gene Ontology annotation, biological process: protein ubiquitination. Gene Ontology annotation, cellular component: cytoplasm. The transcript has 24 exons. The record is from RefSeq and is a predicted model, not a curated record. Gene Ontology annotation, molecular function: ubiquitin-protein transferase activity; protein binding; zinc ion binding. Bases 101 to 3463 code for a protein of 1120 amino acids.
UAUCGAAACCCGGAUAUCCACAAAUAACCGAAUACACGCAACGUACAUUUUUCAGAGAGGCGGAAGAAAAUCAAAACAUGACCCGAGAAAUCUGUUUCCAAUGGCCGUGAAUGUUGGAGUUAGAGUCGUCCGAGGCCCCGAGUGGAAGUGGGGCAACCAGGAUGACGGGGACGGUCAUCUUGGGACAAUCGUAGAGAUCGGUCGCCAGGGAAGCAGCACUUCGCCGGACAAAACAGUCGUAGUCCAGUGGGACUGCGGGACCAGGACCAACUACAGAGUCGGCUAUCAAGGAGCAUAUGAUCUCCUCCUCUUUGAUAAUGCUCCUGCAGGAAUAAAGCACCAGAACAUUACUUGUAACGGUUGUAAGCAAGAGGGCAUUCAGGGCAUGAGAUGGAAGUGUAUCUCCUGUGAAGACUACGAUCUCUGCUCAGCCUGCUACUUCGCUGGAAAGCAUGAUCACAAUCAUGAAUUUGUCAGGCUAGUCACCCAGAGCUCUGCAGGUGCUCGUGUAUCCAAGCGACAGAACUGUGCAAAGACCCAGGUCAGGGGUCUGCUUCCAGGGGCCCGGGUAGUCAGAGGGGCAGACUGGGACUGGGGUGACCAGGAUGGUGGAGAUGGAAAGGCGGGAAACAUUAUCAACAUCCGUGGUUGGGAGCAGGAAUCAGGACGUAGUGUCGCCAACGUGACAUGGGGGACCAGUCUGACCAACGUCUAUCGGAUAGGCCACAAGGGAAAGGUGGAUCUUAAAUACACCAAGGAUGCGGUUGGAGGCUACUACUACAAGGACCAUCUCCCUAAACUUGGUGAAGUAGGAGAGCAGAACCCUCAGAGAGCAGCCACCGAUGGACCGACAGUGACCUACUGCGUUGGGGACAAGGUCAAGGUCAUUCUCACUGUAGAUGUCCUGAAGGCCAUGCAGGAGGGCCAUGGGGGCUGGAACCCCAAAAUGGCAGAGUAUGUUGGGAAGAUUGGUCUUGUGCAUCGUGUGACUGACCGAGGAGAUAUCCGAGUCACCUACCCGGGCUGUGGUACAAGAUGGACAUACCAUACUGCUGCCCUGAGCAAGGUGAAUUCGUAUGCAACAGGGGAUGAAGUGACCAUUCUAUCUGACAUGGCGUUGGUCAAAAGAUUGCAGUCUGGCCACGGAGAAUGGAGUGAGGGCAUGGCCACAACUCUUGGCAAGAAAGGGAAAAUCCUCAAGAUUUACUCUGACGGUGACCUCCGUGUGUCGGUAGACAAGCAAGUGUGGACGUUCAACCCCGCUUGUUUGACCCCCAUUGAGAGGUCAAGCAAGCCUGACCUCAAUAACACCAUGACCGCUGACAGAGCUGAGGAACUCCAGGGUAAUCUUCACGAGCUGUUGCAGGAGAUCUUAACCCUUCGAACGCCCAAUGAGAGUCCGGAUAAGCUGGUGAGCGAAGCCGCCCAGGGGAACACAAGAACAGUCACAGAGCUGAUAUCCAAGCACCCUGACUGGGUGAAUGCAAGGGUGUCUGGUAAGACCGCUCUACAGGUAGCCAGUCACCAGGGUCAUCUAGAGGUCAUCAAGGUACUCAGUCUGGGCAAAGUCACGAUGGAGCUCCAAGACCAGGAUGGUGAUACUGCUCUUCACUACGCUGUCUUCGGCAAACAACCAGACAUUGUGGAGUACCUGAUCAGCAAGAAUGCCGACAUGAACGUCGUCAACAAGGGUAGCUGUAGUAGUCUGCAUGUGGCAGUCAACAAAGGCUUUGUAGAUUGCGUCCGGGUGCUUCUGAGGCACAGAUGUAAUGCUAAUUUACAGGACCUGUAUGGUGACACUGCGCUCCACGAUGCCAUCGCAAAGGACAACCGUGACAUCAUCGAUCUUCUCGUCGAGGCCCAUGGAGCUGACCUGAGCCUCAAGAACAGGAGAGGGUUCAACGUGCUUCAUCACGCUGCCCUCAAGGGCAACAAAUAUGCCACUGAGAAACUGGUAACCAAGGCACGACAGCUUGUGAACCUCAAGAAAGACGACGGUUAUGCAGCUCUUCAUCUAGCAGCUCUUAAUGGCCAUAGAGAUGUUGCAGAGACACUGCUAGUACAGGGACACGGUGACCUGAACGUGCGCAACAACCGCCGUCAGACUCCCCUGAUCCUGGCAGCAGGACAGGGCCACACCCAUGUCAUCGAGCUCAUGGUUACCAAGGGAGCAGAGGUAUCUGCAGAGGAUGAGGAUGGUGACACCAGUCUCCAUCUCGCUUUGGUCAGGCAAGAAGUGUAUGCUGAAAGAGAUGACUCCCCUAUCAUCCAGCAGUACCGAACAAAGAUAGUGAGUGGUUUGGUGGUGAACAUGGCGAUAGCCUCGGUCUGUUUCUUGGUCCAGGCUGGGGGUAGUCUAACUCACAGGAACCAUCAGAGCAAGUCCCCGUUAGACCUGGUCCUAGACAUCAAGAUCAAGAACUACCUGCUUCAGCUGUAUGAGCAAAGAAGACAAAAGCAGAGACAGGAUAAAGAUGCCAAGCACGGCAGAAGACGUAGGAGUGCAAGUCAAGAGCGACUUCUGGCUAGUAGCAGAGGAGAUACACCUGGCACGUCCACCAGUCAGAAUGUCAACCCAAUGUCUUCUGGUGCCUCACCCCCGCCGUCAGGCACGUCCACCAGUCAGAAUGUCAACCCAAUGUCUUCUGGUGCCUCACCCCCGCCGUCAGCAGGCACCUCCCAGAAUGUCCGAGGCCCCUCCACACCCGCUGGACCCCCCGCACCCGCAGGGCCCUCAACCCCCGCAGGACCCCCUGCAUCAUCGGUGGAGGGUCCCUCCGGGGAUUCCCCUGCCAAUCUUGAGGCGAUGAUGUCAGACUGCAGGAUGUGCCAGAAGCCUGCCAACUGUCAGUUCAAACCCUGCGGUCAUCAGGUGGCGUGUAUGGACUGUGCAGUGCUCUUCCAGAAGUGCUUUUCUUGCAAGGCUGAGGUGAAGGAUAGAGUGAGAGUAGAGGAGAAGAAAUGUGCAAUCUGUUCAACAAACAAGGCUGAAGUCACGUUCUCACCCUGUGGCCAUAAGAAUGUAUGCAGAGGAUGCUGUAAUAAAGAAAAAUCUUGCAGGGCCUGUCAACAACCUGUCAGAGAAAUGCUAGACAAAGCCGGUCACCGCAUCUCCAUGUCAUCUCAGUCUGGUUCAUCUUCAUCCCAGCACCAUCAGCGUCCCUCAAGCUCAAAACAAGGUUCAGGAGCUAAGGCUGCCCAAGCUCCGUCAUCAUCAGGCUCCUUAACUCCCAGAGGGGCGUCGUCAUCAUCGAGUCGGGUCUCUAAGGAGGAGGAGCUUAAAAAACUCAAGGAGCAAUACCAGCAGAUGGAGGAGGAGGUGCUAUGUCCGAUCUGCAUGGAGAACAAACGCAAUGUGGUCUUCCUCUGCGGCCACAGCGUGUGUAAGAAGUGCUCCAGACCGCUCAAGCAAUGUCCUCUCUGUCGAAAGCCUAUCACCAAAAAGAUCGCUCUCUUUACUUAGCACACUCUUGGUACAUUCUGUCUUAUAAAAGGUAAAGACUGUUAUAAAUAUUGAAUGCAUAUGGCCAUUUUUGAUAUGCUUGUGUGGACAAACCAUCUGCUUUUAAAGUACUCGAGACCUGUCCAGAACGGUUCACUUGAAAGACCAUCACUGAUAGGAUGAGUUGUUGUGUCCAAUCUGCAUGGAGAACAAACGCAAUGUGGUCUUCCUUUGCGGCCACAGUGUGUGUAAGAAGUGCUCCAGACCACUCAAGCCAAGUCCUCUCUGUCAAAAGGCCAAGUAACUAUAUGAUAUUCUUGUGUGGUCAAAGCAUGGAAGGGCCAUCUCAAAUGUUGCCAGUUCUGUUGAAAGCCAUUCACCAGAUACUGCUCUCCUUCAAAAAUUGCAAAUACAGCAUGUAUAUAUUCAAGGUAUCUGUUAUAAAUGCCAGCACCAUUGUAAUGACGACACACUUGCUGCUUUAGGAGGAUCAGUCCGAUCCCAUUUUUCUAAGGCCGAGGUGUCUGCAGAGGGUUGUGGUCCUGAAAUAGAGUGUAGUUCUUUUGAAAAACUUGUCGCCAAGGAAAGCACUGCCUUAGAAUCCAAUGAGAUUAAUAGGUGAAGACAGUAGUGAUGAUGAAGGGUAUUCUGCUAGUUUGUAAUAGCUAUAACAGUUGAGAAAUAGAGGGCAGCAUAAGUCAAUUGUAACCACAGCAGGUAAUAAUUUCUCAUUGUGAAAAAAGAACUUUUUCUCAGUUGAAUUAUCAAUGAAGCUCUGCAGUGGCUACUACGUGUGAUCUAGAUCUCCUCUAGCUCUGCUUAUUCUUUUGCAAGCCUGUUGCCAACAAAUUUCAAUGUAAAAUCUUGAAGAUGUCGGUAACCACACUGCCACAAGCCACCUGUGAGCAAGAUAGGUAUGCUCCUUUGUAUUUAUUUAAAAUUACACAUAGUUGUAGGCUGGUACAUGUACAAUAAGAUGAUCGGUAGUAUAGGUUGUAACUGAAACUUUUACCAAUUGCUUACUCUUUCUGAUUUGGAUCCACAAUUUUGUCAAGGUUUGUGAACAUUACUCAGGAAGUCUGUGUCAAAUCUCUCUGCAAUCUAUCAUUAUGAAAUAGCUAAGAAAUAGAACCAAACAAAAUGAGGAUCAGGUUUAUGUAAAGAUUCAAGUUUUAACUUUCUUUCUGAACUUAAGUACUCUUUUAUAUUGAAAUAGCUCGUAACUUGUACAUAUAUAAAGUUCCUAUCUUACCACAUUAAUUGCUUAUACCGCGUCGACUGUUUUAGAGUGACAAAUGAGAUCAUUGGUACUACGAAUAUUGAUGAAUCGCAGUGAAGAAGGCCACAUAGUAUAAAUCGUAAGAAUGAACAGUAAGCCCAAAUUAGUUUCUUCUUUGUGUAUUUUUGAUUAUACAUUCAAUGUUUUCUUAUGCUGUUAGUCACAAAGCAUAGAAUUUUAACCUUUAUGCUGUAUGAGCAAUUUAUGUUUCGCCUACUCCACUUGUUUCAUAUUCAGUUGAACAUUAUGCAAAUAUUUUUACCUGUGUUUUCAUUUUUGAUUAUCCAGAACAAAGCAUGAAAUUCACCUCAAAAAAAUAAUCAAUUAAUUCAACUUAUAUGAUGAGGCAUUACUUAUGUUCAGGAUAGCAAUGAUGUAUUCACUCAUUCAAACAUAAUACACCAUAGUCCAAUCUCUUUAUUUUAGUACUAGUGUGUGGACAUAUUCAAAUAGCAUUUUGACAGGGCUUUAAAUUAUUGUAUCACAAGUAGGCAAGGGUUCGUGAAGGCCACAAUUUUUUUCUUUUAAAGCCCCUCUGCACUAGUUAGGCACCUGCAAG